GAACGGCGCGACUUGGUGGGGGCUGGUGUUGGCGCGGCUUUCGGAGCGGGCCGGCGGGACUCGGUGGGCGCCAUGCGGAGCCGAUCGGAGGUGGAUGCUACGCUGCAGACGGCCAAACUGAACCCGACAGAACUCCUGCCGGUCGUGCAGUGCCUCAGCUUCGGCCCGCAGGCCGGUGCCGGCGAGUGCUGCCUGCUGCAGCUGGAGCCGGGCCUCUGUGACGAGCUAGAGGCGGGAAGCAGCCUAGUAAUCCGUGGUGAAAAGGAUGAACAAGCAGUGUUGUGUAGCAAAGAUAAAACUUACGAGAUGAAAAUAGCAGAUACCUCAAAUAUGCUGCUGUUUAUUCCUGGUUGCAAAACUCCAGAAGAGCUGAAUGCAGAUCAAUCUUCUUGCAGUGUUAUUCAUUCACAGAUUGCUGGCUUCUCCAAUAACUAUUGGGAAUUAAGGAGAUGUCGACCGAAACUGAAGAAACUGAGGAAGCUUUUAAUGGAAAACCCAUACGAAGGGCCAGAUAGUCACAAAGAUGACACUUUGACAUUUUCAAAGUAUACAACAGAAGACUUGUUUAGUCUGAUUCAAGCAAGUGAAGGUGAAAUACUGCACCAAUUGCAGGUUCUAGAUGCCUGCAAAAUCGAAGGAUAUUGGAGAAUUCUAGAAUUUGACUAUCAGAUGAAACUCUUGAAUCACGUGACUCAGCUGAUAGACUCAGAGUCCUGGUCUUUAAGUAAGGUUCCUUUAUGUACCUGCCUUGAGGAACUUGGAUCUUUAGAGCCCAUAGAGAUGAUAGAACAUAUUCUUUUAAGCUAUGGAAGGAAGUACACUGAUGAGGCAGGGGAGGUUUACUUUGAAAUGCGUGAAGAUAAAAUAUGCAGAGCUAUAGCACAAAUGCUUUUGCAAAAUGCAGUUAAAUUCAAUCUAUCAGAGUUUCAAGAAGUCUGGCAACAAAGUGUCCCUGAAGGGAUGACAACAAGGCUUGAUCAGCUUACGGGCUUGGCCCUUGUGGAUAAAACCUCAAGACCAGAGACUAUCUUUCUGCUAAAAGUAGAAGAUUUACCUGAAGACAAUCAGGAAAGAUUCAACAGCUUGUUCAGCAUACGGGAAAAGUGGACAGAAGUGGAUAUUACCCCUUAUAUACAAGACUUAUGUGCUGAGAAGCAGACAGUUGGUGCUCUUCUGACAAAAUACGCUCGCUCCUCGAUGCAGAAUGGUGUUAAAGUUUAUAAUUCCAGAAGACCCAUCUCUUAACAAGUAUUGUUUUACGAACUGAGAGCAACAGUUAGACUUGCUUGUCAUUUCCUUCUGAGGAAAGGAGUUGUCAACUGGUAUUAUACAGUGUUCUUGAGUUUAAGCAGUUGGGCUUCCUGAAUGAGUUCUGCUUUCUGCUCAGCUAAGUAGAAUGUGAAGACGCUUCCCUCUUCUAAGGAACUUUAGCGUCAGCAGCCCAUGCCCACCUUUCAUUGCCCACCUUCUUUUUCUGGUGUGUCUCUAUGCCAGGAGUCUAGCUGCUUCCUGAAUAUAAUUCAGCUGUCUAUCCAUAAACUGAAAUCUGACAUUAACAGUGAAAACCUUCUUCAUAUUAAUUGAAAUUGAUUUCAACAGCGAAAUGGAAUGCUUAGUCUCUUGCCUAUUAGUGAGCAUUCAUAAAAAUUACAAUUUCGUUGCAGUUUUCAUGUUUUGGAUACUGCAGACCUUGACAAGCUCAUCAACAAAUGAUUCCUGGCUUGAGGCUACGCUAGUCUGAAUUUUGGCAAGUGGUUCUUUUUGUAGUUAUGUCUCUGAAUAAACUUGGCACAAGAUUGUGACACUUGAACAGAGUUUACCUUUUAAAGAUGACAAAACCUCCUAUAAACUACCUAUAAGCUACUACAAUGUAGCUGAGGUAAAAAUGUUUUACAGAAGACAAACUUUAUUUUUUAAAGGAGCUUAUGAAAUUGGAAUACAACACAAGUGAUUUUAAAAAACUUUGUUAUAGCAAAUACAGAGAAAUUGUCUUGAAGUUGGUGGAAUAUUAUUGUGUUGAGCAGUGAUUUUUGUUAUGAUACCAUCAUCAAGUGGAGUGCCUGAAAUUGAAGUUUUGUCAUCAAUAAAAAGGGUAGUUAGCAUGUCAGUGAAACAGUGUAAUAUUAGACAUUUUUCAGAGUGUUUUUUUUUAAACUUAAUAGUUGUAGGUUUUUCAUACAGAAGUCAUUUGUUGCAUCAAACUCGGAUGCAAGGUGUGAAAAACUUUGGACCCACUAUAUGUCCAAUGCAGGGUGAGGAAAGAAACUAUAAAUCAAAUGUAACUCUUGUGGCUGAUAUCUGCAUCCAUGAAAUUUU
Messenger RNA from Colius striatus (speckled mousebird), 2316 nucleotides. It is a transcript of the gene DSCC1, whose product is annotated as DNA replication and sister chromatid cohesion 1. Gene Ontology annotation, biological process: mitotic sister chromatid cohesion; maintenance of mitotic sister chromatid cohesion. The record is from RefSeq and is a predicted model, not a curated record. The transcript is spliced from 9 exons. The coding region runs from base 73 to 1245 and encodes 390 amino acids. Lineage: Eukaryota; Metazoa; Chordata; Aves; Coliiformes; Coliidae. Gene Ontology annotation, cellular component: chromatin; chromosome, centromeric region; nucleus.